ACAUGUUGGGGCCCCGUCCUUUCUCCUGAAUGAGUCCGAGAUAUUAUUCAGGCCUGGGGCAGUUGUGGAUAAGCUCUGGGGCCCCAAACCAAAUGUUAAAAGAGCAACCGGGUCCCCCAAACUUUCCUCUUGCAGUUUUCUCCUCUGUCUCGGGGACAAUAAUUAUCUGCCUCACCGUUUGGGUUCACCAUGUCGUCGAUUCCUUCAUUCAUGGGCUUCCGGGGCCACUCUCUUAGAAUCGCGCAGAUCUUAUUGAUCGUUAUACCGGCCUUCACCUUCUUUGGCUAUAAUCAGUCUGGUCUUGGUCCUCUUGCAACUCUACAGAGCUUUGUUUCUGUCUUCCCGCAGGUCGAUACAGUCAACAAUGACGGCGGAGCCACAGGAUUGUAUGCAACCCGUAAGGGAGGUGUCAUUGCCUCUUUUCAAGUGGGGGCCCUGUUUGGUUCUCUCUCUGUGAUUCCUUUAGGCGACAGGUUGGGCAGACGGAAUUGUAUCGUCCUUGCGUCUAUCAUUUCCAUAAUUGGUCAAGUCCUUCAGGUGGCUUCUUGGAAUUUGAUCCAGUUCGUGAUCGGCCGGGUUGCCCUGGGCUUUGGUAUCGGUCAAUACAGUGUUGCAGUACCAGUAUGGCUGGCCGAAUGCUCUUCUGCCUCGCAUAGAGGACGAGAUGUCAUCACCACUGGAAUAGCCAUGACCCUCGGCUAUGCCUUGAGUAACUGGUUGGACCUUGGCUUUUACUUUAUCCCACACUCAUCCUUGCAAUGGCGACUACCACUAGCCGUGUCCCUCGCACUGACCCUAAUCGUUAUUGUGGCCAUCUUCUUUCUGCCAGAAUCUCCACGCUUCCUGGUCAGUGUUGGCAAGACACAACAAGCUACACACAACCUAGCAGCAUUGAGGAACCUUCCUGAAGACGACCAGACCAUCCAAACUGAGAUUGCGCAGAUUGAAUCCGCUGUCGAAGGCGUUGCUGUCCAGAAAGCCUCUCUAAUGGAGAUGUUCUCCAAGGAUGACAAUGAGAGAAUGUUCUACCGGUUUUGCCUUUGCUUCGCCCUCCAAUUCUUCCAGCAGGCUUGUGGUGGCACUCUCAUCUCUGUAUAUGCUUCCACGAUUUUCGAAGAAAACCUCGGACUUGCGCCAAUCACCGCCAAAAUCUUGGCAGCUAGUACAUUAACAUGGAAAUGGCUCUGUUGUUUUCUGGCCUUCUUCGCCAUUGAUCGCCUCGGUAGACGCACCGUUUUCAUGAUCAGCGGUGCCGGUAUGUCUCUUUCAAUGGCGGCGCUCGCAGUCAGCUCCAGCUUUCCCAGCACCAACUACGGGGCAUCUAUUGCUUCGGCAUUCUUCAUAUUCAUCUUCAACGUGUUCUAUCCCUUUGGCUUUCUGGGAGGCAAUUUUCUGUAUUGCACAGAGGUCGCUCCUAUGCGUCUCCGCGUCGCCAUGAAUUCCAUUUCAACGGCCAAUCACUGGCUUUGGAACUUUGUUGUUACCAUGGUAACCCCUGUGGCAUUGGCUACUAUCGGGUAUAAAUACUACAUCAUCUACGCCAUUGUUUCCGCCUUGAUCCCCAUUGUGGUCUUCUUCUUCUAUCCCGAGACGAUGAACAGGAACUUGGAGGCGAUAAACGGCGUCUUCAAAGACGCUUCCUCGCCGUGGGACAUUGUUGUCAUGGCUCGAAAAUUGCCUCAAGGAGAGCUCGCCGAUCAGGAGCAACGAGACAAGAAAGAGUUUGAAGAGAAGGAGCUUGCUUAAGAUAUUUGCUGUGGCGUGGAGUUCGUGGGACUUAUUAUUCAUGAGAUUUUCUAUUGAACCAUUGAUGACUUGUGGAAUGAAUUAUGAAUAGCUUUGUGCUUAUAAUCUGUGCUGAGA
Molecule: messenger RNA, 1863 nt
Organism: Xylaria bambusicola
Lineage: Eukaryota; Fungi; Ascomycota; Sordariomycetes; Xylariales; Xylariaceae
Product: general substrate transporter
Exons: 2
Coding region: 190-1746 (518 amino acids)
Biological process (GO): transmembrane transport; carbohydrate transport
Cellular component (GO): membrane
Molecular function (GO): carbohydrate:proton symporter activity
Source: RefSeq, a predicted model, not a curated record